Messenger RNA from Nasonia vitripennis (jewel wasp), 1884 nucleotides. It is a transcript of the gene CYP4BW5, whose product is annotated as cytochrome P450 4BW5. The coding region runs from base 199 to 1731 and encodes 510 amino acids. The transcript has 9 exons. Gene Ontology annotation, molecular function: iron ion binding; monooxygenase activity; heme binding. The record is from RefSeq and is marked validated. NCBI's taxonomy places the organism in Eukaryota, Metazoa, Arthropoda, Insecta, Hymenoptera, Pteromalidae.
AGUACAUAACGUACCGUUACAAAGUGCAGAGGAGUAGUUCAUCGCUGUAAAUAAUUUAUAUUAUUUAUGUUAUUCUAUUUCAUAUUUUAUUAUAAUAUAAAAAUCAAUCGUCGCGUCUUUCAUUUUAACAGUAACGUCAUACAAUAAUUUUGUAUAAAUCAUAUAAAUAUAUAUAACACUAAUAAAAAUAUAAAAAUAAUGUUGUAUGUGUCUACAACUGCAACACUUGUAUUGUUCGGAGUUGCCACAUUUAUAUUGAAGCCCUUAUUCGAUUAUCUUUAUUUGAAGUAUAGAUAUAGAAAAUUACCAUCUGUAGGCUUACCCUUCAUCGGUGUAGUUUGGGAUUUAUUACGUAUUCCUAAUGAAGAUCACAUAGAAUGGUUUACAAAGUUGCAAGAAAAAUUCAAGGGAAAUGUAUAUAUUAUGUGGUUGGGUAUGCAACCAUAUGUUAAUAUACAAAAACCACAUCAUAUGGAGGUUCUUCUCACAAGUACGGUAAAUAUAAAAAAGUCAUCAAUUUAUAACAUAAUUAUACCAUGGCUAGGCGAUGGCUUACUAACAUUAACAGGAAAAAAGUGGCACCAUCAUCGACGUCUUUUAACGCCUGCAUUUCAUUUUCGGGUUUUGGAACAGUUUACGGAAACAAUGCAUGAAAAAGCUGAUGUAUUCAAUGAGUGUUUGAAAGAACAAGUAUCAUCCAAUCCUAAAGAACCAGUAGAUAUAUUCAGCUUUGCAUCCAGAUUCACUCUUGAUGUAAUUUGCAAAACCGCAAUGGGUAUAGAUAUGGAUGCACAAAGAGGUUCGAUGAACCUAUACACUAAAUCUGUAAAUCAAAUGUCAAGAUUUGUGGUCAAUCGUUACCUACGUCCUUGGUAUGCGUCAGACUUUAUUUACUCAAAAACUGAAGAUGGAAAACAGUCCCAAGCUGCCAUCAGUGUUAUGCGGGAAUAUAGUUCCAAGGUGAUAAAAGAGAGAUUAGAUGAAAGACGAAAACUGAAAUCAUCUAAGGAUGAAGAUAAAGAAGACGAAUUUGGUAUAAAACAAAGAAAUAAAGCGUUUUUGGACCUAUUAUUAGAAGCAAGUGAAAAUGAUAAGAAUCCGUUAUCAAAUGAUGAGUUACGCAAUGAAGUAGAUACGUUCAUGUUUGCUGGGCACGAUACAACAGCCACAGCAAUAUCUUUUACUCUGCUUUUACUCGGCAAUCAUUUAGAUAUUCAGAAAAAGGUACAUGAAGAGCUGCAGACAGUAUUCAACAAUGAUGUUGAUAAGCCAACAAGGGCUGCCGAUCUCAGUCAAUUGAAAUAUUUGGACCGAGUUAUAAAGGAAACUCUCAGGCUUUAUCCAAGUGCACCAUCUUUUUUGCGAACAUUAGUUGAGGAUACAAUAUUUGAUGGUCACACGAUUUGCAAAGGAUCGGUAAUCAUAAUCAACGCAUAUGACAUGCAUCGUGAUCCCAAAGUGUGGGAAAAUCCAACUGUUUUUGAUCCUGAUCGAUUUUUGCCUGAAAAUGUAAGAAGCAGGCAUCCUUACGCUUACAUUCCAUUUAGCGCUGGUCCACGUAAUUGUAUUGGUCAGAAAUUUGCCAUGUUAGAAUUAAAAAUUGCGUUGACCGCAAUACUACGGAAAUGGCGCGUUAAAAGUGAUACAUUGCCUGAAAACUUGAAACUCCUACAUUCAAUUAUCCUUCGAUGUAAUAAGCCUAUAAAAGUUUAUUUCACGCCAAUCGAUUGACUAAAUAUAAUGAAAUAAUUAACAGCCGAAAUUAAUACAAGAUAUCGUAUCCAUCAAUUAUUAUAUAACUAAAUUUUCAAAACAUAUUAUGACUUAUUAAAGAACUCAAUUUGUAUAUAUGAAGUAUAUUUUUUGGGUUCCUUAGGCCACCCA